Uloborus diversus is the source of this 5855-nucleotide messenger RNA. RefSeq names its product very low-density lipoprotein receptor-like. Lineage: Eukaryota; Metazoa; Arthropoda; Arachnida; Araneae; Uloboridae. The record is from RefSeq and is a predicted model, not a curated record. Gene Ontology annotation, molecular function: protein binding; calcium ion binding.
AGGUAAGAACAUGCUCUGAUACAGAGUUUGUGUGCAAUAAUGGAAAGUGCAUUCCAAGUCGAUGGCAAUGUGAUAAUGAAGAUGAUUGUGGUGAUAAAUCAGAUGAAGAUCUCAGCAUUUGCAGUAACAGAACAUGCCAAGCAGGACAGUUCACAUGCAAUUCCCCACCUGGUGCUUGUAUUCCAAUUUCUUGGCAUUGUGAUGGACAAAAAGAUUGUGUAGAUGGAUCAGAUGAAGAAGACGACUGCAGUCAGAUUACUUGUUCAGAUGAAGAAUUCACUUGCAAUAAUAAUAAAUGCAUUACAAAAAGAUGGGUUUGUGAUCAAGACAAUGACUGUGGAGACAAUAGUGAUGAAAAAGAUUGUGCUCAAGUUACUUGUUCCUCUUCUGAAUUUGCUUGUGGUAAUGGGAAGUGCAUAGCUGAUAAGUGGAAAUGUGAUGGGUCAAAUGAUUGUACUGAUGGAUCUGAUGAAGAAAAUUGUCCUACCCCUAAAGCUUCAGUGUGUAACGGCCGAGAAUUUAUGUGUGCAAAUAAAAGGGACUGUGUGCACAUAAGUUGGCGUUGCGAUGGGGAUCCAGAUUGUCCUGAUGGAUCUGAUGAGCUCAAUUGCACAAAUACAUGUAGACCAGAUCAAUUCCAGUGCAAAAACAUGCAGUGCAUACCUGGACAAUUACAGUGUAAUGGUAUGGAUGAAUGUCCUGAUGGAUCGGAUGAAGAAAAUUGUGAAUCAUUGCAUCCUGCUAAGUGCAACCCAAAGACUCAGUUUGACUGUGGCGAUAAUCACUGCAUUUCAUUAAGUCUGGUGUGUAACUCUCAUAAUGACUGUGGGCAGUAUGAAGAUGAACCUCAAGAUUUAUGCUAUAAAGAUGAAUGCAAGCAAGAUAAUGGAGGUUGUUCUCAAAUUUGCAAAAAUCUUCCCAUAGGCUUUGAAUGUCAGUGUCGUGAAGGUUUCACGUUAACGGAUAAUCGUACUUGUGAAGACAUCAAUGAAUGUGAAACACCUGGAUCUUGUUCUCAACUUUGUUUUAAUACUAAAGGGAGUUACAAAUGUGAAUGCCUGGAUGGAUACAUGCUGGAGCCAAAUAAUAACAAGAGAUGUCGAGCCAGUGAGGGUCGCACCAUCAUCUUAUUUGCCAAUCGUCAAGACAUCCGCAAAAUUGACAUUGAGUUAUCAGAAUCAUAUACAUCUGUAGUUAGCAAUCUCCGCAGCUCUGUUGCCCUGGAUUAUGAUUAUCGUACAGGAACAGUCCUAUGGUCUGAUGUGGUUGAAGAAGCAAUAAAAAGUGUGCCAAUUGAUGCUGGAGCUCCCAUAACAACUAUUGUAUCCAACGAGUUAGUACCAGAUGGCGUUGCUGUAGAUUGGAUCUAUGGACAUAUAUACUGGACAGACACAGGGAAGAAUCAAAUAGAGAUGAUUGAUAAGACUGGGAAAAUGCGGAAAACCAUCAUAAGUGGAGAUUUAGAAGAACCACGUGCUAUAGUUUUAGAUCCUCUUGAGGGGUGGAUGUAUUGGACUGAUUGGGGGGAGCCAGCAAAAAUUGAGCGUGCUGGCAUGGAUGGCAGUCACCGAGCAACCAUUGUCUCAACAGAUAUAAAAUGGCCUAAUGGUCUUGCUAUUGAUUUUGUUACCAAGAAGAUCUAUUGGGCCGAUGCCAAAAAUCAUAUUCUGAGCAGUGCUGACUACAAUGGUGACAACCGAAGAGUAAUUCUGUCAAAUCCUGUAGUUCUGAAACAUCCUUUCUCCAUUGAUGUUUUUGAAGACUGGAUCUACUGGACUGAUUGGGAGUCUGAAGCAAUUCACAGAAUGAAUAAAUUCACUGGUGGUGAAAUAACUAAUAUUGCUACUGGAAUUUUCUCACCUAUGGACAUUCACAUUUAUCAUCCCUACAAACAACCUGCAGGAAAGAAUUAUUGUGGUGAGAUGAAUGGUCACUGCUCCCAUCUAUGCUUACCUACUCCACAUAUUAAUGAUAACUCUCCUCGUUAUACAUGUGCUUGUCCAAAUGGCAUGGAGCUUGCCCAUGAUCAUACUACCUGCAUCACCCAAGAACAUUUGAACACUUCUGUCACUGAGAAUUAUGCUCUGUCUACUACCUCUGUUUCACAAGGCGGGAAUGUUAAUGUUGCCAUCACUGUGAGUUAUCCUCUUUCUUCCACCUCUACGGUUUCGCAAGACAGUGAUGUUCAUGUUGCCACCAGCAGUACAACAGAAUCAUACAAUUUCAUUAAUGGCUCAAAUUCUUCAAGAUUCGAUUUUGGCAAUAUUCAGCCCUCAGAAAGCUCCAUCAUAGAAAAAGCAUCAGGGCAGCAUAAUAGUUCUGAAUUACAUCAUGGAAGUGGAAUUUUGCCAGAUACUGGAAGAUUAGCUGGAAUCAUAAUUGGCGGCUUGUGUGCUUUAAUACUGCCAUUAGCAUUGGUUGGUUUUCUAAUAUACAAACAUUAUUUGCGGAAAAAUGUUACAAGUAUGAAUUUUGAUAAUCCUGUCUACAGAAAGACAACUGAAGAUCAAUUCAGUUUGGAAAAGAACCAGUAUCAACCAGCUAGGUCAUAUCCACCGAGUUUAGAGCCUUUGACUUCUCCUGGAACCAAUGAGUUUGUUUAGUUUCCCUCAAGCGAAUGAAGAACUUAAGAACUUCCAUGCUGAAGUGCAAGACUGUGUUCAAAACUUUCAUUUCGCCUUGCUCAUUCAGCACAAGAUGGUAGUGCUUGGGAGGCAUCUGAUUAAUUUUUGCUUCCAGGAAUUUAGCUUUAGUGCUCGACUUUUUUGCCGGUGAAGACCCAUGUUCCAUACCAUGGACAAAUUGUUGUCUGGAAGCCAAGCAGCUAACUAGCACUUUUUAUACGAGUUGUUCCUAAUGAAAAAGAAAUCGUCUUAAAAAUUGCUGCCUAUUGGACAGAGCAUUAUUUUCAUCUCUCAUUUUGUAAGCUGUUAUGUUUGCAACUUAAAAGAAAAAACUAGUUGACCAAAUUGAAGUUAUAUACCUCAAACAAAGCUGUGAACUUAUUACUUAAAUUUGAGACCUGUGAGAAUUAUCAAAAUUGAAAGCUUGGAAAAAUUGCUUUCAUUUGUUCAUAAGAGAUUAUGCAUAUAAAGGAUACAUUCCAUCUUUGUACUUGAAAGAACUUCUAUGCAUGUUUGAUUGUGAAGGAAUUGCCGAUUCCUUUAAAUUGAUUUUUGAAAUACUCAGACAGUUGUAGCCUAUUUAUUUCAAUCUUUUUGACAUUUUGAUUGACAACUUAAACAUUUUGUCAAAAAUUUUGAAUAUUAAUUUUUUUUGGUUGUGGCGAUUUGUUUAUAUUUCUAAUUUAUUGACAUUCUAUGAAUGUUUGCUAAAUGUUUACGGUGUUUUUUAACUUAAACUGUAUACAUUCUAAAAACUGUUUGUACUUAUUGCUGUGCUUUUAAGUGCUUAUUUCGGAGCAUUGAAGAAAACAUUUAAUGCUAAUUAUUCAGUUGUGAUAACCUUUGGUUUAUCAAGGAAAUUCAUUGCACUGCAAAAGCCAAAAAGAUUGGUAAUUUGGAUAUCCUUUGCAAGCAUGUAAUUAAGCCAAUAAUUAUGCCAAAUAUGUCCCUAUUCCUCCUUGAGUUUAAAUUAUUAUAAAUUGAUUUUAUAAACAAAAUGCAACAAGGAGUGCUAUUUGACUUUAAUUUCAUUGCAGUUUUAUUUGCUACAUUUCAUUUGCUCAGUAUUAUGAAACAUUUUCUUCUCAACAAAGCUUUUUUGGUUGUGUUUUGUUUCUAAGUGUUAGAAUCGUUAUUGCUGCUUUAAUUUCAAGUACUUGUCAUUAUUUAAUUAUUAACCACCCCCCGGUUAACCGUCCUAUGAAUCAUCUUUUCUUAAAGAAAUAUCUCAUUAACUGCAGGGUGGUUACAACUUUUGUAAAUACUUAUGUUAUAAAUUUUGUAUAGAUAUGUUGGAUCGUAAGAGCUUGUUUUAAACCUGGUGACCUUGUUUUCAAAGUGUAAAUGCUAUGUUUGAUUUUUAGAACAAUUUAUCUGAUAUUAUUUAUUUAAAUUUACACAAAUUAUGAUGGCUAUGUAAUUUUUUUCCAAAACUUUUGAAUACAGGGGCCAGUCUUUAAGAGUAUAGUUUAAUGCAUGGCUUGAUUUCCAACAGUUAGGAAUUUAAAUUAUUUUUCUGCAUAAUAUGAAGUCUUCAAACUUUUUCAUCAUAAAUUUGUGGCUGAAAAGGCAAAACUGCUGGUCAAUUAAUUUAUCAUCUUUCUGAAAUUAACUUGUACUGACCUAUUAUGUUGCUCUCAUACUCUAAAACUCAACUUUUACUUCAAACUGCAUAUAUGGAAGUACUAAAACAUAUGUGAUAGUUCUUACAUCAUUUGUUCCAUUUCAUCUCUGUAAAAUCAAUUUGAUCAUUUAAAAGAAUAUCAUAAGCUUUGCAUCAAAGACAUAUUUUCCCUUGUUUUGAAAGGUAUUUAUUUGCAGCGGUUCCUUAAUGUAUUGUACAGAACUUGGCAAUGAAAAAGAAAAGCAUAACAAUUUUCUGAAUGGUCAUAUUUCACCAACAGAUUUGAACCUCAGGGCCACCCUAACCCCAAUUUGAAGCCUUCUUCAACCAAUCGGAAGGCUUUGAUCAGCGAUACAGGUCUCUGAUGGAGGUUCAAAUCAGCUGGUCAAUGCAACCAUUUGAGGUUCGUUGGAACUCUCUCAUAGACUCCGUACAUUUUAAUGACAAACAAGAAGCGUAUGGUAUUCUUCAGGGUUGUACAAAAUACUGUUGAGAAAUUUAGUGUAGGUAACCCUUUUCCAAACGGCUUGAACCUUCCUUGUACUGAAGUAAAAAAAAGUUUCUAGAAUUCUUCGUCAAUACUCUUAACAUAGUCUUGUGUGUUGAAAUUGCUUGUUUAUUUGUGCUUUUUGCACUGAUGACUGCAGUUUGAAACUUUCUAAUGAACUAUUCAAAAGAAAGAGAUGUCAUAUUCAUAUGGUACCAUGCAGUACUAAGUUGUUAAAAUAGUUCAGCAAAUAUUUUCAUUUGUUUUAAGGCAAAAUGGUUGAAUUACCCUAAAAUAAGCUGUAUCCAUGUGCUGAACAAAGUCGUUAGGUGUAUUUUUACGAAACCUGCAGAAUACCAACAGUUUUUUCUUUUUUUGUAUAGAAACUAUAGGAUUUUUAAACUUUAAAUUAAUGCACAAAGAAAUUAACAUUAUUACCUGCUCUGUUUUCUCAUUCUAUAUAUUAUACCCUGAAAGGUAUGUAAACAAGUUUACAAAAAAAAAAAAAAAAACUAUCAAAACAAGGGUGCCUAUAUAGAGGGGCUCAAGCCCCUCCUUUUAAAUUAAAACUUCCUUGCUUUUAGUACUUUUUUUCUUUGCAAAAAUGAAAAAACAUUUCUUCUCCAGCCUAUAGUGAAUAAGUUAUUAAAAAUAUCAAAUUUUAAUAACUCUAUUCUGUACUGAAAUCGGUUUCUAUGGGGGAAAAUAUCCUGCUAAACCAUGGGGAAAAUCUCUGAGCCCCCCCCCCCCCUAAAAUUUUGCAUAUGGGCGCCCAUGUAUCAAAAUAUUUUGGAACCGCUGUUUUAGUUUAGUCAGAUAAGGUUGUUUGUAAAAAGGGGGGAAAAAGUUUUAAUUCCUUUUAUCAACAUAAAUUUUAAUCAAAUGGAAGUGGAUCUUCCUGAAUUUUUUUUUUUUGACUGUAAAGGAGCAUGUAUUGCUUAGAUUGGUCAUGUUCCAAACUAGUCACACUGUGGUUCUUCUGAUUUAACUUUUAGUGGAAAGACAUUACAUGUAGCCUGAUAUCUGUGAUGGUUUAUCCCAAGUUUUCAUUUUGUGUGAAGAUCUGUAUAGGUAACAUUGUCCUUUUUUGUUUUUUAAUAAAUAUUUUAAAACACACAAA